Saprolegnia diclina VS20 is the source of this 640-nucleotide messenger RNA. RefSeq lists its product as hypothetical. The record is from RefSeq and is a predicted model, not a curated record. Lineage: Eukaryota; Oomycota; Saprolegniomycetes; Saprolegniales; Saprolegniaceae. Bases 42 to 509 code for a protein of 155 amino acids. Gene Ontology annotation, molecular function: acyltransferase activity, transferring groups other than amino-acyl groups. The transcript has a single exon.
UUGUGUUCAAAACACACACAAAGUCGCCAACAGCGCUGCAAAUGACGACCGUGGACGUUCGCCGGGCGACUCUGGUCGACGUCGUCGAGCUGGCGCCGAUAUUCGAUGCCUACCGCGUCUUCUAUGACCAGCCGAGUGACGUGGCACGUGCAGAGGCUUUUCUCAUCGAGCGAUUGACGGCCAACGACACUGUGCUCUUUGUGGCCUCGCUCGGUGGGCGUCUAGUGGGCUUUGUGCACCUCUUCCCGAGCUUCUCGUCCGUCACGACCCAGCGGCUUUGGAUCCUCAACGAUCUCUUCGUCGACGUGAGCGCGCGUCGAGCAGGCGUCGGCCGGCGAUUGAUGACGACUGCGACUGCGCACGCCCACGCCACUGGCGCGAAAGGUCUCGUGCUCGAGACCGGUCACGACAAUCUAGCCGGGCAAGCGCUCUACGAGUCCUUGGGCUACAAGCGAUCCUCCGAGUUCUACUACUUUUUAGCGACUUCCAGUACCAUUGAUAAACUAUAGAGAAAGUCUGUGACUCCCCGAGCAGCUACGGGCUUAAAGCAGCAGCCAAUUUCGGAUCAUAGUUUGAUUGCUGGAAAGUGUAAGCCCAAUUACCCAAUAUCUGAAAGAAUAUAUUGAAGCAUUCAUUACCA